Molecule: messenger RNA, 1448 nt
Organism: Armigeres subalbatus
Lineage: Eukaryota; Metazoa; Arthropoda; Insecta; Diptera; Culicidae
Exons: 2
Coding region: 25-1392 (455 amino acids)
Biological process (GO): SCF-dependent proteasomal ubiquitin-dependent protein catabolic process
Cellular component (GO): SCF ubiquitin ligase complex
Molecular function (GO): protein binding
Source: RefSeq, a predicted model, not a curated record
CUCUAUCCAAGUAUUCAGUACAUCAUGUCCAUCGAAAGCCUUGUCGCACUCAACUUCCCACUGGAACUACUCGACCGUAUUUUUGCAUACCUUCCGUUGUCGGAUCGUAAAACGGCAUCGCUGGUGUGCCGUGCGUGGAACGAGUUAGCAUUCAAUCGAUACCUGAGCAACGUAGUACUGAAUGUAACUUUCGAUAGGCAACUGGUCAUGCGUAAGUACUCCAGCAUGGUCUUACGACAAUAUCGCCACGUUAGUUUUUCACACUGCAACUACGACAUGCUAAUCGAUUUUUUGGACAUGUUCGGUACUUACUUGGAGACCUUUCACAGUAGAGGAUGUCUAAUCGAAGAGCAGCUAUCCAAAGUAAUAACCCGCACGCCAAAUUUGCGACACAUUGCCGUCAAUUUGACUGACAGUAUGCGAACGGAUCCAGGGUUAAUAUUCCCGGCAGUCGAUCACUUGACGCAACUUAGCGCCCACUUCGAUAACUGCAGUGGUGCGGCAGAAUGGGUUAAGCUUCUGCGUCAACUGGCCCCACAGCUGACGCAUCUGGAGCUGACAGCGACCAAUAAUGUCAUACCGAUCGAGGAGCUUCGGUUUCCGAAAGUUGAAGUGCUGAAACUUGGAGGACACGUAUGCGUGACAUGGGACAGUAAGCUGCAAAAGUUCUUCUCCAGUUUCAAACUGCUGAAAGACGUCAAACUGGAGUUCAAUAUUAGCCAAGCAGUGCUGGAUGUGUUAACGGGGGGUAACCCGGGGAUUGAGAUGUUACACUUCAGCUAUGACGUUUUAUACCCGGAUUCGUUACGCUUAUUGAGCCGUUUGAAACAAUUGAGGGCAUUAAGUUUCUUCGGGAGCAACGAUUUUCGUAUCAGUCCGGAAUGUCCACCCUUGCCAAGUGUAAAACGGCUCUGCUUGGAGAUUUAUAGCCUCAAUUCUAAGACAAGCGUAUUUAGAAGCUUCCGGCAGUUGUUACCUAACGUGAUCGACAUGAGUGUGAAAAUGGGCGCACUUUCCAGACCGGAGUGCAUUUUGGAACCUGUUUGCUCAGGCUUCACCCUUCUUGAGCGGUUAACAAUUUCCAGUUCGUCAUUGGAAAUCGACAGCAACGUACUUUUCGAUGCGUUACGGCAUCUUGAUCGAUUGGAAGACCUAACGUUUAGGUGUACAGAAACAACGCAGGAGUUUAUGCCACCGAACAAGAAGUUGAAGCGGUUGAAAUUCGAAAGUUGCCAUUGGUUGACCGACGAUUGUUUACCGGUGCUGUUAGAGAUGUGUUCAAGUCUCAAAUAUCUUGAGCUGAAAAGCUGCAGAGGGAUAACAUCCAAGGCAUGGGAGAAAAUAAAAGUACAUUGUAGGGUUGUCAAUUGCAUCAUUCCUGGAGUUGAUUAAAUGCACUGAUAUUUGAAAUUUGAGCUCAAUAAACUAUUUGUCUGAUUGAAAAACAA